AUCUAGUACAACUGUGAAUGAAGAGCUAAAGUCCAAAACAUUCAGUGGUCCAACUUUUCUCGAUUUAGCUGCUAAAUCAGAUACAAGUGGAUUCUCUUUCUCUAUAAACUUGGAAGAAGCUUUAAGUCCCAAGAAACUUGAUAGCCCAGACAAAGCACACAGCCCUGCACAAUACAAACACAGUGACUCAAAAGAUGACAGUUAUUAUAAAUCUGAAGAGGAAGGAGAUAGUAUUCACUUUGAACCAAUUGCCCAUUUACCAGAGAAUGUAGACUUGGUAACUGGUGAAGAAGAUGAGCAUAUAUUAUAUUCUCAUCGAGUCAAAAUGUACAGAUUUGAUCAGGAGCUGAAACAAUGGAAGGAUCGUGGGACUGGAGAUUUGAAAAUUCUUCAAAAUAAAGAGAAUGGACAUGUACGGAUUUUGAUGAGACGUGAAAGAGUGUUCAAUGUAUGUGCCAAUCAUUACUUAACAUCUGAGAUGACCUUAGUUCCUAAUGCAGGCUCUGAUCGGUCAUGGGUCUGGAAUGCUCUUGAUGCUUCAGAUGGAGAGCCCAAGCCAGAACAACUAGCUGUGAAGUUUAAAACUCCAGAUGUCGCUGAUGAGUUCAAAGUAAAAUUCGAGGAAGCCCAGAAAUUGAUUGCUUGCUCACCCAAGAAAUGUAUAGAUACUGUACAAAGUGAUGAUGGUGAUGAGGAUGAUACACAAGCAACUACCGUAGAGCAAGUAGAAGCAGACUCUACAGUAAAUCCCAGAG
Molecule: messenger RNA, 755 nt
Organism: Saccoglossus kowalevskii
Lineage: Eukaryota; Metazoa; Hemichordata; Enteropneusta; Harrimaniidae
Product: E3 SUMO-protein ligase RanBP2-like
Source: RefSeq, a predicted model, not a curated record